This is a messenger RNA of Labrus bergylta (ballan wrasse), 944 nucleotides long. Lineage: Eukaryota; Metazoa; Chordata; Actinopteri; Labriformes; Labridae. The record is from RefSeq and is a predicted model, not a curated record.
GGGGGUCCGGGUCCGGGUCCGGGAACGCGGACGGCGGCGACUCACGGCCGGUCCAUCCGCAACACAACUCAGCCCGGAGCAAGCGACACCUGGAGGGGGUCCUGAAGAAGUACACCAACCUGCUCCAGGGCUGGCAGAGCAGGUAUUUUGUUCUGGACCCAGAAGCCGGUCAGCUUCAGUACUUUCUGAAUGAAGUCAGUAAAAAUCAGCGACCCCCCCGAGGGUUCCUGCCCCUCCUCGGAGCGAUGGUGAUCUCCAGUGACAAGUUUCAAUACAUGUUCACGAUCAAAUCUAGCGCUGGGGAUACGUACAAACUGAGAGCUCUGGACGCUCAGCAGCAGGAGUUAUGGAUGACUCAGCUUCAACUGUGCUCCAGACGCCACUCUGACAGCAAGGCGAUGAGUCCAGAUGAAGGGCAGCAGAAGAACCUGGUGAACUCUGUAGAGUGUCUGGCCACUAGAAGAGGACCGCUCUCUGCUCUGGAUGAGGACCUGCUCCUCUUCAAAGCCACCUCCGCAGCCACUCUGAGCUGCCUGGGUGGGUGUCUCUCCAUGCUGCAGCACAACGUGGUCCAGGCUCUCAACCAGAACCAGAACCACAUCGGCAGUCCCAGCCUGAGCCACAGUUCAGCCGGUUUGAGCCCGUCGGCUCCCGCGGAGAGAGUCAGACCAAGGAGUGUGCACACGGCAGAGCCCGGAGGUCUGAGGUCCAGCAGUCAGAGCCCGACACCCAGCCUCAGUGAGAGUCAAAACACACCAGUGCCACCAAUCACAUCCAGACCCAGAGCCCGCUACGAGCUCCUGCAGCUGAGCUGAGAGACGGGAGGACAGAUGCCUCUAUGGGAUGGUCCCGGUGUGCCUCUGAGAAGAAGGUGAAGAACGGAGCUCUUCCGUCCUCCUCCACCUGUCAGUCUUCAUCGCAGACAGACAAAGACACAGUCUGUC